CUCUGAACCCAAUAAGGGAGCAAAACGCCGGAAGCGACACGCCCCCAGGCCCCCAUAACUCGUUGCUGCUGCUGCUGCUGCUGCUUCUACAGUCGCGUUUGUUUGAGCUCUUCUCCCCUGCUGCUACGAUGGCGACGCAGCAGCAGGCCGACCAGUAGCUGCUGGGGGUGAAAACUGAAAACCAGUCACUGUGAAUGUGAGGAGGAAGGAAGGGGCCAAGCGGAGGGGGGCGAAAGAAAGCUUAAAAAAGAGAUCUUGAAGGGGGAGGACCGGAGGAGGGGGAGAGCGGAGGGAGGCAUGAUGGCAGGCGCGGUGUGCUAGCGGGCUAAAGGGAGGACACUACUGAUUGCUGAUGGGGAAAAGGAGAUGCAGAUGGAGAUGGAGAUGGAUUGACGGGUAGCCUUUAUGCUCCUCGCCUUCCCUUCUUUCUUCCGCCCGUUGGCAACUCUGGGAGCCAGGGGGUGAGGAAUGGUGUGGCUGGGACUGUGAGCGAGACAUUUCCCUUCUUCCUGAUUGUGAUUGAUUUGUGUGGCGAGGACUGAGCUGCGCUGAGCUGGGACGCCAGUGAGGUGUGCAGACAAACACUAUUCGCAAAUCACAAAUAAACCUCACAAAAUCUAAAAUUGGUUUUAGUUUGCCAUCUCUGAAGAUACAGGCUUGUUCAUAAGAUAGGCAUGGCAGAAUUCAAGAUUGGAAGACUUGAUGGCCAGCCACCAAGGAUCAGAAAUGUCCCCAUUGCCGUCACACCGGAAGGAUUCUGGUGUUGCCCAUCACAGGCUGCACUUCAGAAGACAGCGAAGAGCCCAAACCAGCAGGGCAGACCUAGAGGGGGAGCAUCCCCUGCUCCAUCAAAGGCGUCCUCGGUUCAGAGGGCGCCGACCAUUUCUUCAGAGAAGAGAGCACAGUCCACUCCUGCUAGGUCUAGAACCAAUUCAGAUGAGCAAAUAUGCCCUCCAGCAGAAGCUAUUGCUGCCCCUGAUCCACCGAAGGUAGCACCUGCACCGGCACAUGAGAAGCGACCAAAGCAACAUAAGAUUUCGGUUGGCUUUGGGCAGCUCGGUUCGAGUGAUCUGAAGGUUGUGCUGUAUGGCAAGGAAGGGGUUGCUGUGAAGAUGAUUGUUCACAAGAACAUCCUUGCUGAAAACAGUACCUUUUUUGCCGAUAGAAUCUCGAGGCAGUCUCCGGUGUCGUGCAUUGAGGUGCCAGAUUGCGAGGAUGUGGAGAUUUAUGUCGAGACUGUUGGGUUGAUGUACUGUAAGGAUGUCAAGCAGAGGCUGAUCAGGCAAAAUGUUCCACGAGUUCUGCGAAUCUUGAAGGUUGCAGAAUCACUAGGCUUCCGCGCAUGCAUCAUGUCAUGCUUAGAUUACCUGGAAGCAGUUCCUUGGGUCGGCGACGAGGAAGAAAAUGUCGUGACAUCCAUACGACAGCUGAACGAUGAGGAUCACAGAGCUGACCCCUUGCUGAAGAGGGUGACAUCUGAUGUCCUAACAAAUCCGCCAAAUGACACUCUUGCGCAUAUCAUUGACUUGGUGCUGAAGAGCAGCGAGGACAGAGGGCGUCGCGAGAUGAAAUCUCUGGUCCUGAAGCUUUUCAAGGAGAACAACAACAUCUGCACCACCAAUGGUUCUUCUUCAGCAGACUCCUCCUGUGUCACGACAUUGUACAGUUGUUUCCAGAACUGCCUGGAUUCCUUGCUGGCAUUGUUUCGCCAAGCUUCCGAUCCGGAGGUGCUUGCUGAACAAUCUUCAGACGACAAAGAGCAGAUGUUCAGAAAGAUCACUCUGGAGGCUGAUAACCUCCUCUGGCUAGCCGAGAUCCUAUCAGACAGGCACGCAGCUGAUGAGUUGACAGUCAUCUGGUCCAGCCAGGGCGAGCUGGCCGAGCUGCACCCCAAGAUCCCGGUGAUGCACCGGCACCUGGUGAGCUGCGUCAGCGCGAGGCUGCUGGUGGCCGUCGGGAAAGGCGAGGCGCUGCCGUCGAAGGAGACGCGGCGGCGGCUGCUGGACGUGUGGCUGCAGCCUCUGAUGGACGACUACAGGUGGCUGCAGCACGGGUGCCGGUGGUUCGACCGGACGGUGGUGGAGGACGGUGUCGGGCAGACCAUCCUGACGCUGCCGCUGGGGGACCAGCAGGCCGUGCUGCUCGCGUGGCUGGGCAGGUUCCUCAAGGCCGGCGACGGGUGCCCGAACCUGCAGAGGGCGUUCGAGGUCUGGUGGAGGAGGACCUUCGUCAGGCCCUACGCCGAGCAGCCGGGGAGCUCGUCGGGGCGGCACUGAUCAGCUGAUUGAUAUUGCUGGGAAUAACAGUGUGUGAUGCUGGCUGCAGCUUGCAAGUUGCAAUCUACAAGGUUGCAAGAAGUUAGUAAGAAUGUUUUUCUUACAAUGUAGUAGGAGAGACUUAGUUUCAAUUAGGAGGAAGAUGCUGGAGAAGUAUAGUGUAGCGUGUAGGAUCACUGGUGGUGAUCUUUUAACUGAGGUUAAUCUUGUGCUGGUUGUGCUUGUGUUGUAAUGCUUUGGGGUGAGAAAACUGUCUGAUUUCUUGGUACAGAAAUCAAUCUCCUGUGAUUUUACUGUUAGUGCUUCUGAGUUGAUCUA
Molecule: messenger RNA, 2594 nt
Organism: Panicum virgatum (switchgrass)
Lineage: Eukaryota; Viridiplantae; Streptophyta; Magnoliopsida; Poales; Poaceae
Product: BTB/POZ domain-containing protein At3g50780-like
Exons: 3
Coding region: 675-2276 (533 amino acids)
Source: RefSeq, a predicted model, not a curated record